AGAUUAAAUGGAUGAUACAAAAAUGAUACUGAGCUAAACCCAUCCCUGCUCUGACCCCAGAACAUUGGACCCAACACAGUCGAUAAACACAGAUACGGAUGGGUUGGGUCCCUAGAAGGGAGAUCCCUUUAGCUAAAUUCCUGUCUCACUUACAUAAAUGAAACAAAUGUUAAUGCAAAAUAGUGUGUGAGCUUUUACCACAAAACAGUGAAGCUUGGGAGGGUUGAUCUAUUUUCUAGAUGAAAGUGUGAUGGCCAGAGUGAGACUCAUACAGUUUUAUGCACAUGGUGUUAAUACAGGACAUUGAUUCUCUUUUUCUUUCAGGAUGUGAAAAGCACAUUGAGCAGGUGUGUUUCCUAUGUUCAUUGCUCUUAUACUCUUGGUGGUGGUUCUGGGAUGACGUGUGUACAGAGCAGCUGAGUGAUGAUGGGACGUUUUCUUCAUAGGAGUGAGAAUGUGAAACUCCAGGAACCAGAAGCUGUUUCGACUGACCUGAAGAACGUGUAUAAAAUUUCCCUUGACAUGAGGGAAGCGCUGAAGAGAUUUGGAGCGAAUGUGACUCUGGAUCCAGACGCGGCUCAUCCUGAACUCGUCCUGUCUGAAGAUGGGAAAAGUGUGAGAUGGGGAAACACGCGGCAGCGACUGCCUGACAACCCUGAGAGAUUUGACACUGAGCUCUGUGUACUGGGCUGCGAGGGAUUCACCUCAGGGAGACAUUGCUGGGAGGUGAAGUUCUGGGGUUGGCAACACUGCGAGAGUCACGGGUUGGGGAGGGCACAGGCUGGGCUGAACCAGAGGGAACAGAGAAAACAAAAGGAAAAGAUAAAGUAAAACAAAAUAAACAGAGUCCUGGAGAAAGGGAUAUCAAACCAAGGAAAGGAAAACACUGUGAAGAGGGGAACAGCCAAAGGCAAUGAGAGCUGAAGGGAUAAACUCAAGGGAAUGAAUGGAGAACAUGAAGGGGAAGGAUCUGCUGUGACAGGGAUCAGAGGAGAGUGGAAGACACAGAGAAAUAAAAAGGGAUGGGAAAUGAGGGCUGUCAAAAUGAACAGUAUGACAGAGAAGAAAAGGGAACACAAGAGGGAC
Molecule: messenger RNA, 1086 nt
Organism: Dermochelys coriacea (leatherback sea turtle)
Lineage: Eukaryota; Metazoa; Chordata; Testudines; Dermochelyidae
Product: E3 ubiquitin-protein ligase TRIM11-like
Exons: 4
Coding region: 424-831 (135 amino acids)
Source: RefSeq, a predicted model, not a curated record